Messenger RNA from Poecilia reticulata (guppy), 2586 nucleotides. The record is from RefSeq and is a predicted model, not a curated record. NCBI's taxonomy places the organism in Eukaryota, Metazoa, Chordata, Actinopteri, Cyprinodontiformes, Poeciliidae.
GAACCUUAAACAAGCCGCCUCUUCGUGUCAAACACACAUCGAUCAGUCCGCUCUCUGCCGGUCAGCGUCCUCCGCUCUCUGUUUGCUCUGGGACUUUCUCAUUUCAGCAGGAUUCUGAAUACAGGAGGUGUAGCAUAUCUAAUGACUGUGACGCCAUGGAGUUUGGGCGAAACGGAGCCUCCAAGCACCAGUCUGCAGGUGCAAACAAACAAGGUGCUACCGUUAGUUUCCACGAUAUUCACUAUAAAGUGAAGCAGGGAGGAGGCUGUUUCUGCCUGAAGAAGGCCACAACCAAAGACAUCCUCAUUGACUUGAAUGGACUAAACAGCGCUGGUGUGAAUGUACCUUUAGAGUCAAACCCAGCCUAAUUUACUGCUGCCGGUUUUUCUUCAUUCCUGGAUGUUUUGGCAGCCAGAAAAGACCCUUCAGGUCUGUCAGGAGAAGUCCUGAUCGACGGCGCUCCGCAGCCUCCCAACUUCAAAUGCCUGUCUGGAUAUGUGGUGCAGGACGACGUAGUGAUGGGAACCCUGACGGUCAGACAGAACUUCGCCUUCUCUGCGGCGCUGCGUCUGCCGUCCUCCAUCAGCCAGAAGGAGAAGGAGCAGAAGGUGGAGAAACUGAUCCAGGAGCUGGGACUGGGACGAGUGGCUAACUCCAAGGUGGGAACGCAGCUGAUUCGUGGGAUCUCCGGCGGGGAGAGGAAGAGGACGAACAUCGGCAUGGAGCUGAUCAUCGACCCGCCCGUCCUCUUCCUGGAUGAGCCCACCACGGGGCUGGACGCCAGCACCGCCAACUCUGUGCUGCUGCUGCUGAAGAGGAUGGCAAACCACGGUCGCACCAUCAUCCUGUCCAUCCAUCAACCGCGGUACAGCAUCUACCGUCUGUUCGACAGCCUCACGCUGCUCGUCAAUGGAAAACAGGUUUACCACGGCCCGGCACAGAGAGCGCUGGAGUAUUUCUCUGAAAUUGGAUAUCACUGUGAGGCUCAUAACAACCCUGCYGACUUCUUCCUGGACGUCAUCAACGGAGACUCGACCGCAGUCACCCUCAGCAGCCUGGAAGAAGACGACUCUCAACACGAUGCAGAAUCAAUGUCUAAGUCCAGAAAAGGAAUCGAGGACAAACUGGUGGAGGAGUACAGAAACUGCCAAUACUACAAACAGACAAAAGACGAGCUGGAAAGGAUUUCUCAGGGAAAGCCAACAACCAAGAGUUCUCGGCUCAGGACCAUCACCUACAACACCRGCUUCCUGACCCAGUUCAGAUGGGUUCUCAAGAGAACCUUCCGCAACCUGGCGCUGAACCCGCAAACCUCCAUCGCCCAGGUAGCGGUGACGCUCUUCCUCGCUCUGGUUGUCGGAGCGCUUUUCUUUGAUGUCCAGCUGAAUGACAGUGGGAUCCAGAACAGGACCGGCGCUCUCUUCUUCGUCGUGGUGAAUCAGUGUUUCAGCUCGCUGUCGGCCGCUGAACUCUUCAUCACAGAGAGGAAACUCUUCAUCCAUGAAUACAUCAGCGGUUACUACAGACUCUCUGUCUACUUCCUGUGUAAGAUCCUGUCUGACAUCAUCACUCUGAGGACCAUCCCCGCCAUGGUCUUCACCUGCGUCGCCUACUUCAUGAUUGGCCUGAAGUCGACAGCGGGGGCUUUCUUCACCUUCAUGUUCAGCGUGGCUCUGGUGUCGUACACCGCCACCUCCAUGGCCAUGGCCAUCUCGGCCGACCAGACGGUGGUGGCCAUCGCCAACAUCUACAUGACCAUCACCUGCGUCUUCAUGAUGAUCUUUGCAGGGCUGUUGGUGAACGUAAACUCCAUCGUCAACUGGCUCGCCUGGUUGAAGUACCUCAGUAUACCCAGAUAUGGACUGAGUGCUCUGCAAGCAAACGAGUUCCCCGGUCUGGAGUUCGCCUGGAAAGGAAACAUUUCCUUGUCAGGUGAGGAUUACCUGAAGGAGCAGGGAGUUGAUCACUCCACCUGGGGUCUCUGGCAGAACCACCUGGCUCUGAGCAUCAUGAUCAUCUGCUUCCUCGCCAUCGCAUACCUCAAACUGCGCUUCAUCAAGAAGUUCACAUAAAGCCUUAUGGAAACACUGCAACCAAAAUUUAGACACAAUUUGUUAUUUUCCAUCCAUUUGGUUCAUUGUUGUAUUUACAGUUGUUUAUUCUGUUGAAACCAGAUAUAUCCCUCCCAGAUAACUUGUGAAAUGUUUGGUUCUCACUCCGUGUUAUCACUGCAUCGUGCUGUAUUAGUGUAGCUUUAUUUAGAUUUUUGCACUUUAAUGCUGGAAGUCAUGUAAAUUUAUCUUUAUAUUUGUAAUUUUUUUUCUACAGAAAUAAGUUCCUUUAAAGCAAACAAAUAUGGAAACAGCUUGUUUAAAAAUAAAUGAUUAUAUUCCAAGUUUAUUCUUUAAAUAACUCUUAAUAUUAUUUUUCCCCCAUAAAAGGCCAACUCAUAUCAAGCUUGUUCCAUGUCAUCCCAGUGAACAAGGUAACAUUUGACGCUAAAAAUAAAUUCCUAUAUCAUUUUGUUUUUUCUUUGACCUUUUUAAGAUUUUAUUUAAACAAAAAUAAAUUCAAGCUUUACUAAAU